GCAAUAUAUUUUUAGCUGUUGUCAUCAUAAACAUUGCACCACACACUAUCAAUAGAUCGAAUUGUGUUUAUAAAAACCUAGCUGCAUGGCCACAGAAGAGAGACGUGACAACACUAACAGAACUCAGGUUCAGUACUUCACAGCAGCUAUAGAGUUCACUUUGAGAAUAUGGCGUCUGCUGAGACUUCCACCACAACCACAGCCACAGAGUCGUUCUGUAAAUCCAGCUCCAGGGUGAACUCCACGACAGAGGAGAUCACAGCCAUCAAGCUGACACACCCUGGAAGAUGUCGCAUCGUCUCCAAUGCGGAUCAUAGCCACAGUGUCACCAUUCAGCCAGAAAACAUGGAUGCCACCAUAAAGUUCCACAUUCCAGAAAGUUACCCAGCAGUGACUCCCACAAUUUCCAUCCGCUCCUCCAGCCUGAGUGAGGACAAUCAGCUGGACCUGACUCAGCUGCUGAAGACGGAGUCACAGGAGAUGGUGAACACCUUCAUGAUCUCAGAGCUGGUCAGCAUCGCUAAACAGUGGCUGCACGGCAGUGGCAUGAGAGCUGGGAAGGUGACACGGCAGACAGAUGACAUCAUCGAAACACCCAGCCACAAACCUGGGAAGAAUCGAAAGAAGAAGAAGAAGAAGCAAGUAAAAGAUGAUGAUAUAGAAGAGAAGAAACCUUCAAUGAAGACGGCCGAGGAUGUCAUUAAGAGAAUUCUGUGGGAUGAUCACCUACAGAGAGAUGAUUUCAUGGUUGGCUAUCUUGAUCGGUUCCGUGGAAUCGUGGAGAAGUAUUUCUCAGCCUUCUCCUGGGAAGACAUUGCAACAGUGGACAACAAUGUCCUGGCUAUUCCUAAACACCGGAUUCAGUACUUCAAGUACAAAGAUGUAACAAUCUGGGACAAGGGUGAGCGGCUGGACAAUGUGUUUGGUUCUACAGGCAGUAAGAUAACAAUCACAGAUGUGAUUGCCAAAUAUGACACAGACAUGCAUGAGAAAGAGAUGGAACGAGGACAUCAGGACAGUGCUCGUGAUAUAGAGAGUGACAGUGAUGAGGAUGAUGAUGAAGAGGACAGUGACAGUGAUGAUGGAAUCACAGUGACAGUUGGAUCAAAUGCAAUGAGACCUGAGACCCAUGACUUUGAUGAUGAUGAGGAAGACGAGGAGGGUGACCUCAUGCAUGUGGAAUACAACCCGUACUGGAAAGAUAAACUCCGUCCCAACUACUUCUUGGCUAUGAGGAUCCAGGAUGAACAGAUAGUGAAGGCUAUAGAAGAGGUCCAAGACUUCAUACUAGACCAUGAACCUCUGUACAAUGCAUGCAUCGUACCACCAAGAGCUCUGCACGUAACACUUUGCACUGUGGGACUGGACACACCAGAGCAGGUGGCUAAUGCUGUCUCCACACUGCAAGACAUGAAGGCAGAACUGGCCAACUUACUGCCUCAAGAACCUCUAACAUUCCAAGGAGUGUCACACUUCUAUCACCGAGUGAUAUAUUCCAAGAUUGAUGUUCCCAAACAGUUCAUGGAUUUUGUUGAGCACUUAAAGAUGUGUUUGAGACAAGCUGGGGUGGAUAUUAGGGAUGGUUUCGAGUUUGUUCCACAUAUGACUCUGAUGAAAACCACACGGACAGUGUCACGUCAGAAGGGUAGUAAAUAUGUUGAUCCGUGGCUCUAUCAAGGGUACACAGACAUGUAUUUUGGAACACAGAAAGUUCAGUCCAUAGAUCUGUGUUCUAUGAGUGCAGACAGAGAUGAAGAUGGUUUUUACAUGACUGCUGAUCAUCUAGAUUUUAAUGAUUUAGCAUAUUAAAAAAACAAAUUGUAUGUUAACGGGACUCGAAGGUAUUGCUCAGAUGGAAGAACAUAUUUUUUUAUAUAUGUGUCAAACAUCUAGACUUUAAUGAUAUACAUAUAUCACAUAUUAAAACCACAAAACAAAUAUUGACACCAGGGCCGGAUUUAGACCUUGGGGGGCCCGGGGCACUUCAGGUUUGGGGGCCUCUCAACAUAGAAAUUAAAUUGCAUGACAAAUAAAAAAAAUGAACUAAUUUUAUAAUUAUUAAAAAAUUGUUAUAAAGGAAGUCCUUAGUCUGGGGGGCCCCUCUGGCAGGGGGGCCCGUGGCAAUUGCCCCUUUUGCCCCCUUAUAAACCCGGCACUGAUUGACACUGACAGGGUUUGUGGUUCACUUCAGAACCAUGUACUGUAAUCCUCAAGUAACCUUGAUGUUUUAUAACCAGGUAACAUAGAUGUAGAUCAAAAUUAAUUUGAAAACUUAUUCAUGAUGUACCUCCAUAACUUAAAUUCUACGCCAUGCAACAUACUGCACACCUACUUUGAGACACAUUGAUUUAACUAUGAAAUGUUUUGUUUAUUUGUUAUGCAAAUAAAUGACAAAUCUAAAAUAAAUUACAUAUACAUGUUAAGAGGUGCAAUUCCUUGCCAUUUAGUUUGAGGAUUGAGGAAUCUGCAAGUUUUGUGUUUUGUUUUUGUUUGCAAGACAUGAUUUGACAGUGUAACAUAAGAACAUGAUUACCAUCUAUCUUCUUUCUCUAAAACUGCUGACAUGUAAACCCCACUUAUUUAUUUGCUUGAAAAUACUAAACUACUGUUUGUCAAGUGUAAAAAAUGACAUGACUAACACACCUUAUUUACACUCCUGUAAAACAGAAUAAUGUGCUAAGAAGGCAGCUAUUUGAAAACAUUAUUUGAAUGAAAUAAAUUAUUUUUAAAAUUA
Molecule: messenger RNA, 2734 nt
Organism: Gigantopelta aegis
Lineage: Eukaryota; Metazoa; Mollusca; Gastropoda; Neomphalida; Peltospiridae
Exons: 3
Coding region: 169-1809 (546 amino acids)
Molecular function (GO): protein binding
Source: RefSeq, a predicted model, not a curated record